AUGAAUGGAGGCCCCAAUCCAGGGUUGCGUUUAUUCCAGAAAUUUGAUCAAUUUCGAAUUUUAGUUUGUGGUGGUGAUGGCAGUAUUGGGUGGGUGCUUGCAGAGAUUGAUAAACUGGAUAUCCAUAAACAGUGUCAAAUUGGAGUAUUACCAUUUGGCACUGGCAAUGAUUUGGCUCGAGUAUUAGGCUGGGGUGCUGCUUUUGAUGAUGACACUCAGUUGCCUACUGUAUUGGAGAAGCUUGAACACUCACAGAUAAAGAUGCUGGACCGGUGGAGUAUAUUAACAUAUGAGGGUAAUAUGCCUGCCCCUCGGAAAUUGUCCCACCAAUUUGAAGGUAUUUGUACUUACGAAAACAGUGUGGCUACUCAUUUGUCCAAAAUUUUGCAUUCCACUGACCAUGCUGUUGUCAUAAAAUCAGCCAAAGUUUUGUGUGAAACUGUAAAAGAGUUUGUAUGUAAAGUAGGGCAAGCCCAUGAUGGAGACACAGAAAAAGGAGAAACCUCAAUAUCCUCCAAGUGCAAUGUAUUGAAUGAGAAAUUAGAAAGUCUUCUAAAAACUCUUAAUGAAGAAGCCCACAUGGUAACAGCCCAGGAAGGCUAUUUGAAUGGUGCCGGUGCUGAACAAGCAGAAGUUGGCUCUCCUGAUCGGGAUGUCGUGUCAGGGGAGAUAACUGCCAUCAAACAAAAUAAAGGCCUGAUAUUUAAACCUCGAGAUGCACUCAUGUCUCGUGCCAAUAGUCUCAAAAAGGCCAUUCGACAGAUUAUAGAACACACAGAGAAAGCUGUGGAUGAACAAAAUGCACAGACUGAAUCUCAUCGAGGUCUGAUGCAAGUACAUGAUGCUGAUUCCUGUUUGAUGGCCACUGACGAUUCCAACAUACUCAGUGAACAGCAGCAGCAGCAACAACAAUACAAAACCAAUCCAUCCAGUCCUGUUCAGAGUCGGGAAGCAUCUCAAUCGGUGCCUACAUUUGCUGUCUACACUUCAGAGUCAAAACCCACUUCAGCCUCACAUCCAACACAAUUAAAACUUGCAGUGUCAUGUUAUGAUGUCUCAACAGAUAUAAAUUCUAAGUGCAGUUAUGAAUCUCCACCGGAAGGAGAAGGUUCCCGCUCACCUGGUGGUCCUCGAACUCGACGGAUUAGUAGUAUGAGUAUGUUCAAUAAGUCUCACAGUGUUGGCUCCAAUCUUAGCAAAAUUCGAAACAAUAGUCCAGUCAAAGACAUUCCAGUUUCACCUACAGCAACUCAGCCAUGUCACAUGCUGCCAGGAAUCAGCAGUUCAAUAGCUGGCCGUCUGGCAGGUGGUAGCUUCAUCAGCAAAGUGUUGCUGGCCAACGCGGAUGCUCUGUGUGCUGCUGCUUCCCCAUUGAUUGAGGAAGAAAUCCUUCUAGAAGAGUACACGGAACGGUGUGUUAUGAAUAAUUAUUUUGGCAUUGGAUUGGAUGCAAAAAUUUCUUUGGAUUUCCAUUUGAAACGUGAAGAACAUCCAGAGAAAUGCAGAAGCAGAACAAAAAAUUUCAUGUGGUAUAGUGUUUUAGGGGGAAAAGAAAUUUUGCAACGAACUUUUAAAAAUUUGGAUCAAAGAGUCCAGCUUGAAUGUGAUGGUCAACGAAUUCCACUCCCCAGUUUACAAGGCAUUGUGAUCUUAAAUAUUCCCAGCUAUAUGGGAGGUGCCAACUUCUGGGGAGGAACCAAAGAAGAUGAUAAUUUCACAGCUCCAAGUUUUGAUGACAAAAUUCUGGAAGUGGUUGCAGUAUUUGGCAGUAUGCAGAUGGCUGUCUCCAGGGUGAUAGAUUUACAUCACCACCGUAUUUGUCAGUGCCGGACAGUGAAAGUCACUAUAAUGGGUAAUGAAGGUGUACCUGUGCAGGUUGAUGGUGAGGCCUGGUUACAACCUCCAGGUUAUAUACGCAUUGUACACAAGAAUAGAGCACAGAUGCUAACAAGAGACAGGACAUUUGAAAAUGUCCUAAAGAAUUGGUCAAGCAAACAGAAGUUACCUCGUCCGAUCAGUCCAAUGCCUUGUCCACUGUCUGAAGAAGAAUCAGCUCUUUUGCAUAGUUUUAUUCAUGCCUCUUCAUCACUUAUACGAUGUGUGAAAAGUAUAGCAAAUAGUUAUAGUGAUGCUGAACAAGAGUUGCAUUCCUAUUCUGAUAAAGCAUCAGAACGUUUAGAAGCCCUGUAUCUCUCAGGAAAGUUUACAGAAGCCAAUCCAACUCUAGCAGAGCCAUCUUUACGGCCACUGAUCUCAAAUUUUAUCAACAGCAUGAAAAAUUUAUCCCAAGAAACUCACAGCUUCUUACGUGAAAAAUCCCCAUCUAAAUAUUUAAAUUUUGAUUCUGAAUUAAACGCUUCCUUAGCCCAACUGGAGAUAGAAAUGCAAAAGGUAGAAAUUGGUGGCCUCUUUCACUUCCAAACUAGCCAAGAAGAGAUAUCCGUAGGGGAGCACAAACAUCGCAAGGGAGGCAAAUUUCGUCAGGUUUACUCUAAACUGAAAGGCAAAAGUCGUGAUAAGGACCGGGACAAGGGAAACCUCAGUCUAGGCACAUCAUCAGACUUGUGCGUGUCACACUGGAGCCUCCUACACGUGGCCAACUGGCUUGACACAUUAGCACUCAGUGAAUAUAAAGAAAAUUUUAUUAUGAAUGAAAUCCGAGGUUCUGAAUUGUUGACACUGGAACGAAGAGAUCUCAAAGAUCUUGGUGUCCGUAAAGUUGGUCACUUAAAGCGUAUAUUACAGGGCAUUAAAGAAUUGAAUAUGGCAGCUUCUACAGAAAAGUCCUCACUUAAAAUUGAAAAUCCUUCUUAA
Messenger RNA from Acanthosepion pharaonis, 2814 nucleotides. The record is from the annotation of a GenBank genome assembly. Lineage: Eukaryota; Metazoa; Mollusca; Cephalopoda; Sepiida; Sepiidae.